AUGACCAUGGCCGUGUCCACCAUGACCAUGACCGUGUCCGCCAUGACCAUGACCGUGUCCGCCAUGACCGUGACCGUGUCCACCAUGUCCACCAUGACCUGCUUCGGUGACUUCAUUAAAACCUUGAGUACUGCCAAUAAUUUUGUUAAUAACAGAAACGGGAGAAGCCCAAAUUUGCAAGAUAGCGAACAAAAGAAAAGCGAUGGCCACUUUCAUGCAGCAGAUUUUAGAAGAAGGUGUAAAAAUCAACUAUUGUCGUUUAUAUUUAGAAACGGAAGCUUCUGGAAUCAUGCUAUUUUAUUUAUUAAUCAUUUACGAGUGACAAAAUUAACCAACUUCUUUUCAAAUGAAUACCUUACCGUAUAUCAAUGUUUAAUAAUUAGAUCCGGUUUCUUCAAUAUGGUUUUAUUCUUAUCAGCAAUGAGUCCGUCUUGUAAGUCCUCAUUAUUAGUACAUAAUCCCGAAUCACUGAUAAAACAGUUGCGCGGAGCAUUAUUGCUGCGCUCCAUAUACCAUGUACCUGGAAUGACUGAGCUUAUCAAUGGUUCUGAGAUGACCAAAAUCAAGCAACGCAGCUGGAUGAUUAGCGUGUUGGAUCAUCCGCAUUACAUACAGCAAAUUUUAUGCAGCAGAACCCACUCCAAGCGUUACUGUAAGAAGACCGAGCAUAUGUUGGGAAUAUUUAAUGUAAGGGUUGGGCUUGUAACUAUUCCGUUUCCCCUUUCGUAUUUAGAAGAACAAGAAAAGGCGUUAAUGCAAAGUUUCUCUUCCAACGUCGAUAUUGAGUCUUCUCGUUUCUGCUUACUUUUGGUGUCUACAUUUGUCUUGCUUUUUGUAACGGUUACUGAAGUAGAUGGGUUGCCUUUGGAUUGUAACUUUGAAAAGGGAAUUAACAGUGUUAAAGAUCAUGAAAGAGCUCUCGAAUGUCAGAUGGAACAGGAAGCAAAAUUAUAUCGUUCGUUUUAGCAAGCAGCUGGACCACAGGAUCCCAACUUCAAACCUAUGGUGAUUGCUUCGGGAGGUCCUAGUUCUGGUAAAAAUUGAAAAGAUAAUAAUACAUUAAUCGUAGUUACAUUUCGUGCUAUAAUAAAUAUUAUCAUAUACUACGAG
Molecule: messenger RNA, 1110 nt
Organism: Mucor mucedo
Lineage: Eukaryota; Fungi; Mucoromycota; Mucoromycetes; Mucorales; Mucoraceae
Exons: 8
Coding region: 1-966 (321 amino acids)
Source: RefSeq, a predicted model, not a curated record